This is a messenger RNA of Ficedula albicollis (Collared flycatcher), 2389 nucleotides long. RefSeq names its product anti-Mullerian hormone (gene AMH). The transcript is spliced from 5 exons. Gene Ontology annotation, biological process: gonad development; Mullerian duct regression. Gene Ontology annotation, molecular function: growth factor activity. Lineage: Eukaryota; Metazoa; Chordata; Aves; Passeriformes; Muscicapidae. The record is from RefSeq and is a predicted model, not a curated record. The coding region runs from base 55 to 2025 and encodes 656 amino acids.
CUGCCGAGGGUUUGGGAUGCGUGAGCUGCUCCAGGGCAGAGCUCAGGUGGCACCAUGAGCGCUCUCAGGGAGCUGCUGCUGUGCCUGGUGCUGCUGCUCCCCUGCGCAGCUCUGCCCAGGAAACAGGAGAGGGGUUCCCUGCUGGAGCUGAGCCUGCUGGAGGAGCUGGGGCUGGAAGCAGGAGGGAGAAAGGUGGGGAAUGGAAGUUCGCAGGAGUCCCCCAGGUCCAGGAGGGCUGCUGCCGCUCGCCUCUCGUCCGAGGCCGAGGCGGGAGGCGGGUGCCCGCAGGGAGUGGCUGAGGAGGGGGGCCCGGGCGGGUCCAGCCCGCAGCCCUGGCCCCUCGGGGGCCUGGAGGGACCCGUGUGCAGGGUGAGGAUGGAGCAGGACGGGGCCGGCCCCAGGCACCUGGAGGUGGUGGGUGUGCUCAGCCACUACGAGAGCAGCUUCAUCAAACUGCUGAGGCGGCGCCGGAGCUGGGACGGGACCUUCCCCGGGACCUUCGGGCUGUGCCCGGCCCGGGGGGCGGGGGCGGCUCCCCAUCCCCUGCAGCGCAUCCACGAGCACGUGCUGGAGCCGGGGCUGCAGAGAUUCCUCGUCCUGCACCUGGAGGAAGUGCAGUGGGAAGCGCAGGUGAAGCUGCGGUUCCAGCUGGUUUUCCAGGCGGAGGUGGGACGGGCUCUGGGAGAGCUGCAGGCGGCCGUGAUGCUCUUCUACCUGGGCCGCCGGGAGAGCUCCGGGCCCCCGCGGGAGCUGCUGCUCACCGGCCCGGGGCUGGCGCGGGACCAGAGGCUCUGCCUCUCCAGGGACACGCAGUUCCUGGCCCUGGCAGCCGCCGCGGCCUCGGUCACCCGCAGCGCGGAGCGGCUCCGCUUCUCGGCGUCCCUGGCCAUCCACGGCGGCGCGAGAGGUGCCCCCCUGCCCCGCACGGAGGUGCAGCAGCUCCUGUUCGGCUCCGAUGACAAAUGUUUCACCCGCAUGACCCCGGUGCUGCUGCUGCUGGCCAAGACACGGCAGCAGGAGGAGGAAGAGGAGGAAGAAGAGGCUUUGGCCCCAUCCUCCUAUCUCUCUGCUGAGGGGGUGGUGGACACGGCUCCGUACCCACAGCUCAGCCCAGCCCAGGCCGGGAGCGAGGAGCUGCCGACCCCCACUGCCCCGAGCCACGCCAACACCUCAUCCCCAGCGCCCGGGGGCAGCGCCCAGUUCCUGGCGGUCCUGACCCAGUUCAUCCGGCAGCUCCUGAACUCCUCCAGUGAGCCGCCCCCCCAGCCCAGUGCCCACCACUGGCUGGACUUUGAGGUGAUGGAGACCCUCCCUCACCAGCUGCUCAACCUGUCGGAGGAGGCGGCGCUGGAGCGCCUGGUGCAGUCGGAGGAGCCCUCGGUGCUGCUGCUGCCCCAGGACAGCGGGGCCGUGCUGGAGCAGCACCUGGGGGACUGGCAGCCGGAGGGCACCGUGCUGCAGCUGCUGACGGGCAAACUGCAGCUGCUCAUCCAGGAGCUCAGGGACAUCCCGGCUUUCCAAGCCAACGCGGCGCUUUUCCAGCACCUCCUGGGCUUCUGCUACUUCCCAGCCGAGCCGGGCCAGGCCGGGCCGGCCGAGCGGGGCCGGGACCCGCGGAAGCUGCGCACGCUGCUGCUGCUGAAGGCGCUGCAGUCGGUGCGGGCGCGCUGGCAGGAGCACAGGAAGGCGCAGCGGCAGAACCGCAGCGCGCGGCACCAGGCGCACUGCCGGCUGCAGGAGCUCACCAUCGACCUGCGCGACCGCCACUUCAUCGUCAUGCCCACCGCCUACGUGGCCAACAACUGCGAGGGGCCCUGCCGCCUGCCGCUCUCCUCGCGCAUCUCCAGCUACUUCUCGCACACGGUGCUGCUGCUGGACGUGCAGGAGCGCGGCUCGCCGCUGCGCAGGGCUCCCUGCUGCGUGCCCGUGCGCUACUCGGACCAGCUCAUCAUCAGCCUCUCCUCGGACGGGCUGGAGAUCCGCAAGUUCCCCAACAUGGUGGCAGAGGAGUGCGGCUGCCGGUGAGGCUCCCGCUCGCCCCACCCCGGCCCCUCUGUCCCGGUUUGCCCUCCCGGCUCGGGAUCUGGUGCUUCUCGCCGAGACGGGAGCUCCCGUGUGUCCUUUCCCCGUGGUUUGGUUCGUUAGCGUCGCUCUGGUUCUGGGUUCGUCCAUGCCUGUCCCUGGGGCUGCUCCUGUUCCCUGGGAUGUCCCCGCUCCCGCUGCUGAUGCCCGAAGUGCCCGCGGGGCAGUUUGGGCUGGGUCCGGGCACGGCAGGGCUGUGCCGGGAGGGCAAAGCUUGGCAGAUCCAGGCAGGACCAUUCUCAUUUAUCCCUCACUCUCGGCUCCUGUCGUGGCUGGGAAGGGCAGGUGCUGCUUCUCCAAGCCUUGC